AUGGAGAACGGAGAAGCUUCAUUGACCACUUGCUUGCCUUUCAAGGAACAAAAGCCCAUGCAAACACCUAACUUGGCGGUGAAGCAACGAAAUGGGAGAAAACAACAAAACCCUAAAACCACCAAAGGGCGACAGAGGAUAGAGAUCAAAGAGAUCCAAGAAGAGAACCGAAGGCAAGUGACGUUUUCGAAACGCCGAACCGGACUUUUCAAAAAAGCAGCCGAACUAAGCGUACUCUGCGGAGCACAGAUUGGUAUCAUAACAUUUUCACGUUGCGAAAGGAUCUACGCGUUUGGUAACGUGAACACACUCAUCGAAAGUUACUUGCGUAAGACUCCGGUGAUGCUAAGGUCUUAUUACGGCGGUGAUGUGGCAACCGGAGUGGACGGAGAUGGUCCGAUGUGGUGGGAGAGGGCGGUGGAAAGCGUGCCGGAGGAAGAGAUGGAUGAGUACAUGAAGGGGUUGAAUGGUUUAAGGGAGAAUUUGUGGACAAGGAUCUGCGAGAUGAGUGGUGAUCCAACGGCCCAGAUGAAUGCUCAGAUAUGUCCAGAUCUGAUGGCUCCGGUGAACUGGAAACUGAUGGAUGAAAAUCUAACGGUUAAGAACGAUCAAGGUCAAGCAGGUUAUGAUGGAUAUUAA
Molecule: messenger RNA, 639 nt
Organism: Brassica oleracea var. oleracea
Lineage: Eukaryota; Viridiplantae; Streptophyta; Magnoliopsida; Brassicales; Brassicaceae
Product: MADS-box transcription factor 57-like
Exons: 1
Coding region: 1-639 (212 amino acids)
Biological process (GO): regulation of transcription by RNA polymerase II
Molecular function (GO): RNA polymerase II cis-regulatory region sequence-specific DNA binding; protein dimerization activity; DNA-binding transcription factor activity, RNA polymerase II-specific
Source: RefSeq, a predicted model, not a curated record